UCUUCGGAAAUACGCGAUCAAUACGUCGAGAUCAUUGACUCGAUUCUUGGCAAAAGUGAUCUCAACACUAUCUCCGAGAAGCGAAUUCGCAAAGGUCUCCAGGAAGUCGUCGGCUAUGAUCUCACUCCGCAGAAGUCUGCUGUGAAGCAGCUCAUCAUGGAACGAUUUGACAUUUACGCAGAGAAGAACGGCGUUGGAUCUCCGGAAGAGCCCAGCGCAAGCAACGGUCACAAAGAGGGCGACUCAGCCUCUGCAGUCCCGUCCCCACCCCCUUCUUCCUCCCCAGUGAAACGCGACCCCGACAGUGAGGCCUCGUCGCCUAUUGGCAGCGAGCCGCCCGCCAAGAAGCGCAAGCCGGAUGCCGAUGUUGAUGCCGAUGCCGGCGUUGACGCCGAUGCAGUGUAUGCAGCGAAGCUGCAGGCUGAGGAGAAUUUGCGCGCGCGGCCAACAAGAGGUGGAAACACUCGGCGCGCAGCUCCAUCUAAGAAGAAAAGCAAAGCCAAGACCUCGAAGCGGGUCAAGGCGGAGGACGACUCAGAUAUCGAGUCUGGCUCAGAGACUACCACGAAGAAGGAGGUUAACCGGACUGGCGGAUUCCAUAAACCCCUCAAUCUAUCGCCACCUCUGUCUGCGCUACUGGGUGGAGAAGUGACACUUUCACGACCUCAGACGGUGAAAAAGGUCUGGGAGUACAUCCGGGAAAAUCAACUUCAGGACCCCAGUGACCGUCGCCAGAUUCGAUGCGACGACGCCAUGCGCGCCGUUUUCAAGCAGGAUCGAGUGCACAUGUUCACCAUGACCAAAAUCCUGAAUCAGAACUUGUACAGCCCGGAUGAAUAG
This is a messenger RNA of Penicillium atrosanguineum, 840 nucleotides long. Its product is annotated as SWIB/MDM2 domain protein. The transcript has 4 exons. Lineage: Eukaryota; Fungi; Ascomycota; Eurotiomycetes; Eurotiales; Aspergillaceae. The annotation marks the transcript as partial. Gene Ontology annotation, molecular function: RNA polymerase I cis-regulatory region sequence-specific DNA binding. Gene Ontology annotation, biological process: transcription initiation at RNA polymerase I promoter; nucleolar large rRNA transcription by RNA polymerase I. The record is from RefSeq and is a predicted model, not a curated record. Gene Ontology annotation, cellular component: RNA polymerase I upstream activating factor complex; nucleus.